This is a messenger RNA of Etheostoma cragini (Arkansas darter), 1234 nucleotides long. RefSeq names its product cyclin-dependent kinase 1 (gene cdk1). Gene Ontology annotation, cellular component: nucleus. The record is from RefSeq and is a predicted model, not a curated record. Gene Ontology annotation, molecular function: ATP binding; RNA polymerase II CTD heptapeptide repeat kinase activity; cyclin-dependent protein serine/threonine kinase activity. The transcript has 8 exons. The coding region runs from base 171 to 1082 and encodes 303 amino acids. Gene Ontology annotation, biological process: mitotic G2 DNA damage checkpoint signaling; protein phosphorylation; G2/M transition of mitotic cell cycle. NCBI's taxonomy places the organism in Eukaryota, Metazoa, Chordata, Actinopteri, Perciformes, Percidae.
AUGUGAUAGCUUCUUGUUCCCUGAUUGGUGGUUUUGAAACAAAUCCCGUUCCCUGAUUGGUUAGUUUUGAACCGUUGCAUUACUGCGGUCAAUUCAAAAGAGUGUCAGCAUCCAGCGGCAGUCUGUGCACAGAAAGUACAUACGACCAAAUCAGGCACAGUCAGGCAAUAAUGGAAGACUACUUGAAGAUUGAGAAAAUUGGAGAAGGUACCUACGGGGUGGUGUAUAAGGGCAGGCACAAGAACACAGGCCAGGUAGUGGCUAUGAAGAAGAUCCGUCUGGAGAGUGAGGAGGAGGGGGUCCCCAGCACUGCUGUCAGAGAGGUCUCUCUGCUUCAAGAGCUGAAGCAUCCCAACGUUGUACGACUCCUGGAUGUCCUGAUGCAGGAGUCUCGCCUCUACCUCAUCUUUGAGUUCCUGUCCAUGGACCUGAAGAAGUACUUGGACUCCAUCCCCUCUGGCCAGUACAUGGACCCUAUGCUGGUUAAGAGCUACCUUUACCAGAUCCUGGAGGGCAUUUACUUCUGUCACUGUCGUCGAGUCCUCCACAGGGACCUGAAACCCCAAAACCUUCUGAUCGACAACAAGGGAGUUAUCAAACUGGCAGACUUUGGCCUGGCUCGGGCCUUUGGUGUUCCUGUCAGGGUCUACACCCAUGAGGUUGUAACUCUAUGGUACCGGGCUCCAGAAGUCCUUCUGGGUUCCCCCCGAUAUUCAACCCCCGUUGACGUGUGGAGCACUGGGACCAUCUUUGCAGAGCUUGCCACUAAGAAGCCUUUGUUCCACGGGGACUCGGAGAUAGACCAGCUCUUCAGGAUCUUCAGGACUCUGGGAACCCCAAACAAUGACGUCUGGCCGGAAGUAGAGAGCCUACCUGACUACAAAAACACAUUCCCUAAAUGGAAGUCUGGAAACCUGUCGUCAAUGGUUAAAAACCUGGAUAAGGAUGGCCUGGACCUGCUGGCGAAAAUGUUGACCUACAAUCCUCCAAAGAGGAUCUCUGCCCGCGAGGCCAUGACUCACCCCUACUUUGACGACUUGGACAAAUCCACCCUGCCUGCUGCCAGCCUCAACAAAAUCUAGAACGUGUAACAUACUACAGUACAUACCAUUGUGAAUUCUCAUUUUGUAAAUACUUAUGUGUGAUACUUGUUGUAGACCUUUUAGUAACUUUUUUUUGUCUUUCAACAAUGUCUUUUCAUUAAAACGGCACUUUCUGUCAUUCUCAAAACUUU